Messenger RNA from Alosa alosa (allis shad), 3513 nucleotides. RefSeq names its product mitogen-activated protein kinase kinase kinase kinase 6 (gene map4k6). Bases 594 to 3368 code for a protein of 924 amino acids. The transcript has 32 exons. The record is from RefSeq and is a predicted model, not a curated record. Lineage: Eukaryota; Metazoa; Chordata; Actinopteri; Clupeiformes; Clupeidae. Gene Ontology annotation, biological process: protein phosphorylation. Gene Ontology annotation, molecular function: ATP binding; MAP kinase kinase kinase kinase activity.
UCUUCAAAAUAGGACAGGUUAUCUUGCAUCGCAGCGUUAUCUCCCGUGGGAUAGUGUGGUAAAGGCAUUGUUCUUUGUACCAUUAAUUCUCCUAUCGGUACCAUUCAUCUUUUUACAUUUUUUACAGCUAUUACAUUUCAGUGCCUUUAUUUUAGAAUGUGCUCUGCUCUUAACCAGUCUCCUAGUAACAUUAUAUUCGACUACGAUCAGAAUCGUCGAAAUGUGGCUAGUAGUGGUGCAACUUCAGUGUUUAUAGCUACAUUAAUGUAUGUGAAACAUGGUUUUUAAUGUUUUUGUUUCAGCAGGUGUCAGUCGGUCAGUUAGUCAGUCUAGACAAAAACAACACAGCCGCGUUCAUCACAUAGGCUACAGACAUUUUUGGCAUUCAGCCUGAGAAUGAUGGCAACGUCAGAUUAAAUUCUGCAGUAUUAAUCGUAGUGCCAUCGCAGAGCAUAUUUGGAUUACGCUGCAGCACGAAGGGUGGUCAGAUAGCUGCCAUUUUAUCGGUUUCGGUCGUGAUGAGGUUGAGGAAGUGCUGACACUCGGAUACCAAUCGUUUGAGACGCACAAGGCUUCCCCGAGGCGUGAGAACCAUGUCUAUGGUGAGCACUACGAACAACCACGCCGAAGCUACCAUGGAUGAUGCUAUUGGGGUCUUGUAUACGAAUCCACUAGACGACUAUGAACUGAUCCAUAGGAUUGGGAGUGGGACAUACGGUGAUGUUUUCAAGGCUCGCGAUGUCAAAACAUCUGUCAUUUCAGCCAUCAAGGUCAUCAAGCUUGAUCCUGGGGAAGAUUUAUCAAGUAUCCAGCAGGAGAUCACCAUGAUGAAGGAAUGUACUCACAAGAACAUUGUGGCCUACUUUGGCAGCUAUCACAGAAACAACAAGCUUUGGAUUUGCAUGGAAUUCUGUGGGGGAGGGUCCUUGCAAGACAUUUACCACGUGACUGGACCCCUGAAGGAGAGACAGAUUGCGUACGUGAGUCGGGAAACACUACAGGGGCUGCACUAUCUGCACCAAAUGGGAAAGAUGCACAGAGACAUUAAAGGAGCUAACAUUCUCCUGACCGAGCGAGGAGACGUCAAACUGGCGGAUUUUGGGGUAGCAGCUGAGAUUAAUGCUUCGGUCUCAAAGAGGAAGUCUUUCAUUGGGACACCCUACUGGAUGGCCCCAGAGGUGGCUGCAGUGGAAAAGAAGGGAGGGUACAACCAGCUGUGUGAUAUCUGGGCGGUGGGCAUCACCGCCAUCGAGCUGGCCGAGCUUCAGCCGCCCAUGUUCGACCUGCACCCCAUGAGAGCCUUAAUGGUCAUGUCCAAGAGCAGCUUCCAGCCACCCAAACUCAAGGAGAAGACCAAAUGGUCAGCUGAGUUUCAUAAUUUUGUGAAGGCGGCGCUGACCAAGAGCCCACGCCGCAGACCAACAGCCGAAAAACUCUUACAGCAUGCAUUUGUCACUCAGCUGUUGACUCGGACCCUGGCCAUCGAGCUGCUGGACAUGGCCAACAACCCUGACCUGCAGACGACACUCACCAUGGACGAAAGUGACCUUGAGACCUGCAGUGCCUUCCCGGAUAAGAUCCAGUCGUUGGGGAAACACCUGCUUGUCCAGAGGACCCAGUCGGAGGAGCAGUUUGAUCACAUGAAAUUUGGACCUCCCAUAAGGAAAGAGACUGAUCCCACCCCUGACCUGGCCCUGUAUGAUGAAUGGAGUACCAUUGGGGUCAGCAAGGACUCCCCGAGUUUGUUGGAAAGUGUUGAGGAGGCAUUGCAGAGAAGUCUAACCAUCAAGAGGGCUCUGCCUGCUGGAGGGAAUGCAAAUGAUUCCCCAGGCUCUGAUGAUGAGGACAAAUAUGGCACUGUGAAGAGAGGCACCGUGGUGUCAGAGUUGUCCUCCACGUCCUCCGUCUCCUCCUCCAUCACCUCCAUCUCCUCCACCCCGCUCAACGCUAAGACCCCGGGCAGCGCUCCGGCUCCCCUCCUGGACGAGUCGCCCCUCCUGGGUGGCUCGGGCCUCUGUGACCUCUCGCUCUCGCUGCUGGCCGGCUCGGAGCUCUUCUCCGACUCGGCGCUCUUCUCCGAGUCCUCGAUGAGUCUCAGCUCGCUGCUCUCCUCCCCCACGGAAGGGGGCGGUGUUCCCAAGGAGCCGGGGGGAAAAACGGGGAGGGACGCGCCUCCGACUCGCCAGCCUCCUCUGUCGCCAGAAUGGAGCACGCUUCGCAGGAAGACCGAGGAGUCGAGGUCUGACUCCCACGGGCUCCCCCCUACACCCCACGUGCACAUGGGAGCCUGUUUCUCUAAGGUGUUCAACGGUUGUCCCCUGAAAACCCAUUGUGCUGUGACGUGGGUUUUACCAAAGACCAAAGAUCAGUACCUCAUCCUGGGAGCAGAGGAGGGAAUAUACACCCUCAACCUCCACGAGCUCCACGAGGACACCAUGGAGAAGCUCCUUCCCCAGAGAUGCACCUGGCUGUAUGUCAUGAACAAUGUGCUGAUGUCUGUUGCAGGUGACCUUGCCUCUGAUUGGUUCACAGGCAAGUCCUCGCAGCUCUCCUCCCACAGCCUCCCGGCACUCUUCGAUGAGCGGCGAAACAUGCAGAGGAGGCAGGGCCACCUGUCCAUCAACGCACACCGCCUCAGCACCAGGAUCAACUCCAAGAAGUACUCCAUGUCUGUGAAGAUACCAGACACUAAAGGCUGCCGUGGGUGUCGUGUAGUGCGUAACCCCUACACAGAUAGCACCUUCCUUUGUGCCUUGGUGCCUUCUGGUUUAGUUCUUCUUUUGUGGUAUGAUCCGCUGCAGAAGUUUAUGCAACUUAAGCACAUAGCGAUGAGUUUGCCCGAGUCGCUGCCCAUCGUUGAGCUCCUGGUGGUGGAGAGCGAGGAGCUGCCGCUGUUGUGUAUAGGGGUCAAAGGUCACUCGCCACACACAGCACACACUAACGGGCAGCUGAAGUUUGACCUCAUCCGCCUGGACGAUACCCCUCAGGACAAGCCAGAUGGCGAAUCUCUCAGUGUGCAGCAGGUAACUCAGCUGGACAGAGACACCGUUCUGAUUGCACUGGAAAAAACUGUGAAAAUUGUGGAUCUACAGGGAUGUCCCAUCAAAAACAUGGCCUCAGCGCUCACCUUUGAUUUUUCCAUUGAGACUUUGGUGUGUUUGCAGGACAGUGCCCUUGCCUUCUGGAAACAUGGACUCGGUGGGAGGAGCCUCUGUAAGAAUGAGGUAACGCAGGAGAUAACAGACAAAAGUCGCAUAUUCAAAGUCUUAGGGACAAAUAGGGACAUCAUUCUCCAGAGCACACCCACAGAGGAUCCAUCCGCUGCCAGCAACCUGUACAUCCUCACAGGCCAUGAGAGCAGCUACUGAGAGGAACACACAGGGGAUUUGGACUCGGGACCGGGACAUAGUCUCCACACACCCACGGAGGAUAUGAAGACCAGCCCUUAGAUGGUCGUCCUUCAGAAAGCAGAGGGGAUAGUGAUGGAGCAACGCUGUGAGCUACAGCAGAGAG